CGGGUGGGACAAGUGGUUCGUGGACCAAACCUGACCCACUUGCCAAAAUAGGAAAAAAGUCGGACCCACAAAUAUACACACACUCUCCUACUUCAGUUCAGAUGAUUCUUGAUUUUCUGCCAUUAUUGAACUUUACAAUUCCUUGAAAUAAGUGAAAUAAUAUAUAUACUUUAUAUGUUACCAUUUUUCUACCGUCACGUUUACGCCUCCCCCCAAAGAGUCCACUGUUUCAAUGCCAUAUAAAACCAGCAAAGAAUUUCUUCAGAAAUAAUUCAACCCCACAAACCUUUGUGUGAAUUCCAACUUCUGUUCUUGAAUUUUCGUUUUUUUUUGGUGGUGGAGGGAGGAACAAUGAAGGGGAUUAGUACUAGUUUGUCAGGUUCAGAAAAUAAUCUUGUUUCACUUACAAAGUCUCCAGCUUUCGUCAAAAUCAUCGGUUUUUCUUUUCUAUGCCUUUCCCUUUUCAUCAUUCUCAGAAGUUUUUCAUCAGAUAUCACUACUGUCUCUAACCCCACAACCCCUUCUCCAGAAUUUCCUAUGUCUUUCACUUCCACACCCACUGCCGGUGACAAUCCAUCUCCGCCGCCGUCGGCGGCGGCAGCUGUUCCGAAGCUCCGACAGCCGGGGAUGGAGAGGACGGGGAUUGUUGAUGAGAAUGGGGCAAUGACAAAUGAGUUUGUGGUGGGGGAUUUUGAUGAGGAGGUGAUAGACAGUGUGGUGGAUGAGAAGAAUGGGAGUGAUGAGAAUGGAGGAGGAGUUUUGAGGGGUAAAAUUGGGAAAUUUAAAGUUUGUGAUGAGAGCAUGAGGGAUUAUAUUCCUUGUUUGGAUAAUAUGGAGGGGAUUUUGGAAAGGCAUUGCCCUCCAAAAGGAAAAGGAUUGGAUUGUUUGGUGCCAUGGCCUAAAGGUUACAAACUAAGAAUAACAUGGCCAAAGAGCAGGGAUGAGAUAUGGUUAUCCAAUGUGGCCCGUACACCCUUUGCCAAAGGAAAAGCAGGCAAUAAGUGGGUAGUAAGGAAGGGUGACAAGUACAUAUUUCCAGGAGACAUGACACAAUUUUCCCAGGGUGUAAAUCAAUACUUGGAUCAAAUUUCUAAGAUGGUUCCAGAAAUUGCUUUUGGCCAACGAACAAGAGUUGUCAUGGAUAUUAGUUGUGGAAUAGCGAGUUUUGGGGCAUAUCUGAUGGACCGCAAUGUCAGUACAUUGUCUAUUGCAACAAAAGAUGUGCAUAACAAUCAGAUUCAAUUUGCAUUGGAACGUGGAGUGCCUGCUAUGUUCGCAGCAUUUACUACACACCGUCUUUUGUACCCUAGCCAGGCAUUUGACAUGAUACAUUGUUCCAGAUGUAGCAUAAAUUGGACCCGUGAUGAUGGCAUUCUGCUUCUAGAGGCGAACAGAAUGCUUAGGGCAGGAGGAUAUUUUAUCUGGGCAGCAGAACCCGUUCACAAACAUGAAGAGAACUUGUUUGCACCACUUAAAGAAAUGGAGGAUCUUACUCGACGCCUAUGCUGGGAGUUAUUAAAGAAGGAGGGUGAAAUUUAUAUUUGGAGGAAGCCAUUGAAUAAUAGUUGCUAUCUCAGUCGCGCUCCAGCAGUUCAACCUUCUCUAUGUUCGGCUGGUGAUGAUCCAGAUAAUGUCUGGAAUGUAAAUUUAACGAAAUGUAUUACCCAAUUACCUGAGAAUGGCUAUGGAGCUAACGUGACUGCUUGGCCUGCACGCCUUCACUCUCCACCGGACAGGCUGUUUAGUAUAAAAAUGGAUGCUGAAUUAUCUAGGAGGGAAAUUUAUAAAGCGGAGUCAAAUUUUUGGUAUGCUGUAAUAAAAGGAUAUAUUGGUGCUUUCCGUUGGGAAAAGUUAAACCUACGAAACGUGCUGGACAUGAGAGCUGUAUAUGGGGGGUUUGCAGCUGCGUUGCAUGAUUUCAACUUCGAUUGCUGGGUUAUGAAUGUUGUUCCCAUUAGUGGUCCUAAUACACUGCCUGUUCUAUAUGACCGGGGUUUCAUCGGAGUCACGCAUGACUGGUGUGAGCCAUUUGAUACUUAUCCAAGAACGUAUGAUUUAGUCCACGCUGCUGCUCUUUUCUCAGUCGAAAAAAACAGAUGCAAUGUGACAACUAUCAUGCUAGAAAUAGACAGAAUUCUUCGUCCCGGGGGACGAGUUUAUAUUCGUGACACCACACCUGUUAUCGAAGAGCUCAUAGAAAUUGUACAGGCCUUAGGAUGGGUGUCAUUUAAGUAUGAUAGCAGCGAGGGACCUCAUUCCAAUUGGAAGCUAUUGAUUGGCGAAAAGCGUCUCUAAUAAAACAGAGCAGCUCAGUGCACAAAACAUCUCGUGUCAGCUAUAUGUUUUGAUAUAACACUCACUUAUUUCUAAAGAAGAUAGAUGAUCUAAUACAAAAUUGAUAAAGCCUCUGGAGAGAAAUCUUUUUUUUUUUUUAUAUAUACAGUAAAUAAUUGAGCAAUUUGGUUACUUUUUUUAUUUAAUUUGUAUUUAUUUCUAACCUUACAAGUAAUCUUUUGUUACUUAGCUCUAAAAAAGAUUGCAAGAGCCUCAGAUUUGAUUUCAGUUGCUAUAUACUCUCAUUGACUUGAUUGUGUAACAAUCAUUUACA
Molecule: messenger RNA, 2608 nt
Organism: Solanum pennellii
Lineage: Eukaryota; Viridiplantae; Streptophyta; Magnoliopsida; Solanales; Solanaceae
Product: probable methyltransferase PMT10
Exons: 9
Coding region: 352-2295 (647 amino acids)
Cellular component (GO): endosome; cytoplasm; trans-Golgi network
Molecular function (GO): methyltransferase activity
Source: RefSeq, a predicted model, not a curated record